CAAGCUCAAGAUGAACAAUUAAUUUGGCACGCCGCGUGGCCAUUUCGUGCUGCAGCUGCUGAGGAGCCAAAGGCUCACCUGGAGCAGCCGCCUACUUUAGGUCAUGUCGCUGUUCUGCUGUGAUGGUGGCGGGCCUUGUGCGCAAAGUUCGCGGAUGAGGGUGGAGGCAAGUGGACCAGCGCCUAUAGUACCAGAUUCUCAGGGCAGUAGAGUUCAGACGCCCUUGCCCAUGUUGCAAGACUGGGACAAGCUUGGAGCGAGGGAGAAAGAGGUUGUGCAAGAGAAGCUGGAGAGCAUAGUGAACGCAUUUGCUCGCGAGCUCACCCGGGGCAAGGUGUUCAUGAAAUUGGGCCGAAAUGGACGUCUUUUCUAUCGGCUUUGCACCUUGGACAAACAGCUCACAGCGUUUUCCAUGCACAUCAAGGGAGCUAUCGUAGAGUAUCCGUUUAGCCACAUGCAGCACAUUAGCUUCGGUUAUGACCUCACAGACUUUACGCAUGUGCCGGUGUCCUUGCCAUCCGAUGCCUUAGCAGCGGUCAUAGUGAUGGACAACCGGCGAAUGAACCUAGUAUUUUCUUCGCCAAUGGAACGCGACGAGUUUGUGACGUGCAUGCUGGUUCUCAAGGAGCGGCACAGACGCAGCAACUCCUGAUGGGCUCUGAUUGCUCGCCGGCGCGAGCAAGCGCCUGUAAAUAGCUGGGGCUCCCGCAAGCUCUGCCUUGGCUCUAGAGCCUUGCAGACUGGGCUAAGCGGAGCUCCGCAGGAAUGAACUGAAUGCAGCUUGCUAGGAUUGCAGUGUUUCACACCCAUACAAAAAGUG
Molecule: messenger RNA, 820 nt
Organism: Effrenium voratum
Lineage: Eukaryota; Dinophyceae; Suessiales; Symbiodiniaceae
Source: the annotation of a GenBank genome assembly